This is a messenger RNA of Sardina pilchardus (European sardine), 3636 nucleotides long. It is a transcript of the gene rims1b, whose product is annotated as regulating synaptic membrane exocytosis 1b. Bases 117 to 3002 code for a protein of 961 amino acids. The transcript has 24 exons. Gene Ontology annotation, cellular component: presynaptic membrane; cytoskeleton of presynaptic active zone. NCBI's taxonomy places the organism in Eukaryota, Metazoa, Chordata, Actinopteri, Clupeiformes, Clupeidae. The record is from RefSeq and is a predicted model, not a curated record. Gene Ontology annotation, molecular function: small GTPase binding; transmembrane transporter binding. Gene Ontology annotation, biological process: regulation of synaptic vesicle exocytosis; calcium ion-regulated exocytosis of neurotransmitter; positive regulation of synaptic transmission.
CCGGCGACGGGCUCCUGCGGAUCGACUCGCUCAGCUCCGACCAGUCGGAGUCGCUGCGUCCGCCGCCGCCGCGGGCCUACCGGGCCAGACAGGGCGGCGGGGGCAACAAGCGGCAGAUGUCCAUCAGCAGCUCGGAGGAGGAGGGCGGCUCCACGCCCGAGUACACCAGCUGCGAGGACGUGGAGAUGGAGAGCAUGGGCGAAAGAGGCGACUGGGACUGCUACCCAAUGGACCCAGCUGUAUGGCAUCAUCCGGUUACGUGGCAGCCGUCCAAAGAGGGAGAUCAUUUAAUCGGCCGCAUCACCCUGAGCAAGCGCUCGGCCAUGCCCAGGGAAGCUGGCUCCCUCCUGGGGCUGAAGGUGGUCGGGGGAAAGAUGACGGAGACAGGGCGGCUCGGAGCCUUCAUCACCAAAGUCAAGAAAGGAAGCCUGGCUGACAUCGUUGGACAUUUACGUGCAGGCGAUGAGGUGCUGCAGUGGAACGGAAAGGCGUUACCGGGCGCAACCAAGAAAGAAGUCUACAAUAUUAUCUUAGAGUCUAAAAACGCCCCGCAAGUUGAAAUAGUCGUUUCAAGGCCCAUUGGAGAUACACCUAGAAUCCCAGAAUCGACGCACCCUCCUUUAGAGUCAACGGGCUCCAGUUCCUUUGAGUCCCAGAAGAUGGAGAGACCCUCCAUCUCCGUCAUGUCCCCCACCAGUCCAGGGAUGCUGAGAGACCUGCCACUCGUCCUGCCAGGGCAGCUCUCGGUGAAACUAUGGUACGAUAAAGUCGGCCACCAGCUGAUCGUCAACGUCCUGCAAGCCCGAGACCUGCCCCCUCGGCCCGACGACCGGCCCCGGAACCCCUACGUCAAAAUGUACUUCCUGCCCGACCGCAGCGACAAGAGCAAGCGUCGGACGAAGACGGUGAAGAAGAGCCUGGAGCCCAAGUGGAACCAGACCUUCCUGUACCCGCACGUGCACCGCCGCGACUUCAGGGAGCGCAUGCUGGAGAUCACCGUCUGGGACCAGCCCCGCGUUCAGGAGGAGGAGAGCGACUUCCUGGGAGAGAUUCUGAUAGAGCUGGAGACGGCCCUGCUGGAUGACCAGCCUCACUGGUACAAGCUGCAGUCCCACGACAUGUCCUCCAUACCCCUGCCUCAGCCCUCACCCUACAUGCCCCGCAGGCACACGCACGGGGAGAAGAAGCUUCAGAGAUCUCAUCGCAUCAUUGAGACAGAUUAUGAUGAUGGUAUUACGGUAUUGUCCUCAGCAGCAGAGCGGAGCUCCAGGGACAAGGAGAGGUCGGGCACGCUGUCGGUGCCUGAGCAGCAGAGGGUGGUGCAGCACCGCUCUCGCUCCGUCUCCCCGCACCGCGAGGACCAGUGCAGGACCCGCUCACGGCCCACCCACGUACCCAUGCAGAGGAGUUUGGAUGAGAUCCAUCAGAAUCGGCACCAUUCCUAUUCCCCGUCCCACUACCACGACCCCCACCAGGAACACCGGUCUGGGGACUCAGACUACGAGUACUCUGAGGACAGUGAUCUGCAGCCAUGCCUGGACCGGGUCCGGAGUGCCAGCACGACCUGUCUGAGACCCGAUACGGGAUUCCACUCACCCGAGAGAGAGAGGAUCCAGCCCACCUCCAUCCUGAGGGGGAGCCGGGGCAAAGGGCCCCCCCUGCGCCCCUUUGGUCAAGCCCCAGGGGGCUCCUGCCCAAACUCCCCUCGCGUGGACAGGGCCCAUGGUGGUCACUCCCCCACUUCAGGGGCUCCCAGGGGCCGGGGCCGCCAGUUACCCCAGCUACCGGCCAAGAGCAGCAGCAUAGAGCAAGCGCUGGCGGUGGAGGAGCGAGCGCGGCAGCUGCAGAUGAAGGUCCACUCCUUCAGGCCGUCCAGCUCAGGGCCACAGCAGGAGACGGACCUGAAGGCCAAGAGAGAGAUGUACAAGCAGCAGCGGCGCAGCAGUGAUAACGUGUCGGGCCGCUCGUCGGACAGUGAGCUGAGCGACGCGUCGGCCAUCUCCCACGCCAGCAGUGCCUCUCGCCUCAGCAGCGCCAGCUACAUGUCCGUCCAGUCCGAGAGACCGCGCGGCGGACGCAUCAGGCAGGUGCACGGCUCGGGCGGGCCGAGCAUGAUGAAGAGCACGAGCGUGAGCGGCGAGAUCUACACGCCCGAGCGCACCGACGGCAGCCAGUCGGACACGGCGCUGGGCCGCGUGGGCGGCUCGGGCAAGAAGCGGCGCUCCAGCAUCAGCGCCCGCGUCGUCUCCAUCGUGGGCAACCGCCGCAGCCGCAGCACCUCGCAGAUCAGCGGCGCGGAUAAGAAGUCGAAGGCGGGCCCUAUCCAGCGCAGCCAGGAGACGGGCAUGGCCGUGGAGCUCAAGCGCAACAUGAGUCGGCAGCCCAGCCGCGAGUCCACCAACGGCAGCAUGGCCAGCUGCAACUCCGAGGGCAACUUGAUCUUCCCCCGCCUGGGAGCGGACAGCCAGUUCAGCGAAUUCCUGGACGGGCUCGGUCCAGCACAGCUGGUUGGUCGUCAGACUCUGGCCACACCUGCAAUAGGAGACAUCCAGAUUGGCAUGACCGACAAGAAGGGCCAGCUGGAGGUGGAAGUGAUCCGGGCCCGCGGCCUCAUACAGAAACCAGGGUCCAAGUCCCUCCCCGCUCCCUAUGUGAAGGUCUACCUUCUGGACAAUGGAGCCUACGUAGCCAAAAAGAAAACCAAGAUCGCCCGCAAAACACUCGACCCACUUUACCAGCAAGCGCUGCUAUUCGAGGAGAGCCCAAAGGGUAAAGUAUUACAAGUUAUAGUCUGGGGAGACUAUGGGCGUAUGGACCACAAAUCCUUCAUGGGUGUCGCACAAAUCCUACUGGAGGAGCUUGACCUCUCUAGCACAGUGAUUGGCUGGUACAAGUUGUUCCCGCCCUCCUCGCUGGUAGACCCCACGCUGGCCUCGUUGACCCGGCGGGCGUCCCAGACGUCUCUGGACAGCUCGUCCGCACCUGCGGGGGGGCGGUCGUAGUGAACUAAUAACCGCCACCCCACCCUCACCCUCACCCUCACCCCCAACCCCACCCCCACCACCUAUAUCCCCCACCCUUCUCUCUCUUCCUCUCCUUUCUCCUGAACCUCACCAUGCCAGAAGUGACCAGGAAGUGAACGCUGAAGCGGAGGAAGCAAGGACAACCAAUCAGAGACAGAUGGAGAGAAAAAAAAAUGCGAUGAAAAAAAAGAACACAAUGAAAAAAAAAAUGCUUAAAAUCUGACAAUCACUCCUCUCCUGUUUUUUGUUUUGUUUUGUUUGUUUUGUUUUGUUUUGGGUUUUUUUGCAAAUUUACUUUUGGUCUUUAGGUAACUUCUGCUUGUCUUGCAUUUUAUGUUUUUGUUGUUCACUGUAUAUUUCUUCUAUUUUUUCAAAAGAAAAUACAAUACUCGCCAUCAGUAGAUUUACAUUUCCAUUCUGUAGGGCAUGGUCAGUAUCACAAAGAACGCUGCUUUCACAAAAGCGAUGAGGAGACACUAGUCCAAGUCUUAUUCAGCACAGUCUGUGAAAGGUAAGGACUAGUCCUUUUUUGAUAUUUCAGUGAAAUCAACAACAAAGAAAUGUAUGUCUAGUCUACACAAAGCAUCAGAAUGUAUCAACCCAAACCAGAGAU